Stylonychia lemnae is the source of this 1677-nucleotide messenger RNA. The record is from the annotation of a GenBank genome assembly. NCBI's taxonomy places the organism in Eukaryota, Ciliophora, Spirotrichea, Sporadotrichida, Oxytrichidae.
AUGGGUGAAUUCAAUCAAUGGUAGCCUUAAUUAAUGGAGAGAGUAACUGAUAAUAUAUUUGCCUUUGAAACUAAGGUACUACCAGGUUACAAGUACAGAUUCAAUUUCAAAGUGGGUGAAAAUUUAAGGCAUGAUCUUAACCAAGAUAAUGAAAAGGAUGAAAAUGAGCAAGAUGUCAACUUCAAAUAUGUAUUAGAAAAUUCUUCAGACAUCAUUAACAAAGACGAGCUCAUACAAAUACCUCUAUUUGUUCAUCCUGAGCUAAAACCUCUACGUGUGGAAGGUCUAAAGUAAAUUCAAUUAAAAGAUGCUGAAUUGCAAGAGACUACUCCGCAUGCUACCAAUGAAGUCUUACAAAAUUUAUAAAAUAAUGAUGAUGAUGCUAAAAUUCAAUUACUGAGCCUUCUCUUAAGGAGAAAUAGAUAUGUGCUAUCAAAACUAGAGAAUUUAAGAAAAAUUAGAAAGUUUGCAGAAGCCUCAGCUAAUUCUGAAGUUAUUUAAUCAAGUUCUGAGCAAAUUUCCAACUUCGAAGAUGAAAAUCUGAAAAUUACAAAAGCAAUUAAGUUUUUGAUAAGAAGUAGAAUCGCAAGAAGUAUUAAUCAAAGCGAAUAUUAUUACAUUAAUUCAUUCAGAGGUGAUGCUAAUGAGCUUGAAUUGAGAAGAGUUUACGAUAACUCUGGUAUACUACUAAUUGACUAUUAAGCCAGUGAGUUUAGCAUAGUAAAUACCAAUGAAAAGUACUUCUUAGAGAGCUUUUAAGUUCUAUCAAAAGAGGAUGAGAGACAAUUCAGAAAUGAUUUAAUCAAUAACAAAGCUCACACUUUGCUAAUAAGAUAUAAGAUUGUAAUAAAAGAAGACUAUGGAUACUACUAAUUAAAGGAGUGUCAGCCAGUUGAGCUUUAACCACAACUUCCCAUUGAUUAAUAUACCUACAACAUUGAUUAUAGCAAUUUCUUCGUCUAUAGGGUUACUAGAGGAAAUUAUGGAGAUGUCAAAAAUGAAGCUUAUAGAGUUGAAGAGGAAGCCAAAAAUGCUCAAGAUAGAUCUCUUCAAUUCUACACAAAUGAGGUAGCAAGCAAUAUCUUAAAUAUUAUCCACAUGCAUAUAGAUGAUACAAGUGAAUAGGUUGCCUUUGAGACAUACUACCUUAAUGAAAAUUAAAGUACCUAAGACUUUAUAGAUUUCAGUGGCAGUAAUGUUAAUUACAAGAUUCUAGUUAAGGACUAAAGAAUUCACAGAGUAUUGUAUUAAAAAGGCUCAGAACCUGCUAAGGAGCUAAGAUUCUAUGAAUAUAGAUUCAACAAAGGUACAUAUGCAAAUGUUGACUACUCAAACAAGCUCGAAUACUCCACAGAGAAUUUGCUUGCACAGGUAGUUGAAAUUCCAAUUGGAAUAUUAGUAAGCUAAGACUAAAAUGUUGCUGCUAAUUAUCCCUAAGUUCAACUACAACACAACCCCUAUGGAUUUUGUGCAUUAAGAUGCUUGCAUUAAAGUCUUGGAGGUUAUGUCGAUGUGAAUGUACUUUCAGUUGACAGUGGGGAAUCUCUUCUUGAAAGUUAAGAAAAGAUUGCUCUCCCUCCAUGCUUGAUGAAUGAUCCUUAAUGGGAUAAAAAGGAGAAAUACAUUUCUAAGUUAUAAUUAGAUGAUUGGACUCCAAUUGAUAUUACUCAGAAUUGA